Molecule: messenger RNA, 1327 nt
Organism: Exophiala mesophila
Lineage: Eukaryota; Fungi; Ascomycota; Eurotiomycetes; Chaetothyriales; Herpotrichiellaceae
Exons: 3
Coding region: 186-1157 (323 amino acids)
Molecular function (GO): catalytic activity; pyridoxal phosphate binding; molybdenum ion binding
Source: RefSeq, a predicted model, not a curated record
CUCAAACAAACAUCACAGUCCGCAUCUUGCCAGAUAUAAUAUCUACGUGCCCUCGCCUUUCAAGAUCUGGGUCUCUUUUUUAGUGUCGCUCGCACAGGCACGAAUGUGGGAUCACCGCCCUUCGCUCGCGCCUGCUUCUUCCGGAUUCUCUCGCCCAUGACUACCUUUUGUGGUUAGGCAGAGCAAUGUCUCUGACCAUCCAACGACUGUUCAUCUACCCUGUGAAAUCCCUGCCUCCCGUCGAGGUAUCCUCCGUCGAGCUCACCAACGAGGGUUUACGCUUCGACCGGAGUUUUGUUCUCGUCACCCCUCCAGAGGAUGACACCAGACUGGCCAAGUUCCUCACCAUCAAAAAGGUCUUCAAACUAUGUCUCUUUAAGCCUGUGAUCGACGAAUCAUGGACCAAGUUGACCAUCACUCACAUCCAUGCACAACCGCCUUCUUCAAUCACCAUACCCUUGACCCCAUCCCCUUUGUCCCUACUCCAGAAUCAGACAUACGAGGUCAGCAUCUUUGGAACCACUGCUGUCGGCAUCGAUCUGGGCGAUGAACCUGCAGCCUUCUUCUCAAAGCAUCUCGAUCAAGAGGUGAGGUUGCUGACCAUCGGUGGCACCGGUCGCCGUGACAUCCCAGGCGCCGCCUACGUUCCUACGCAGAGAGAUGCUCUUUCUCUUGCAAUUCGAGAUGGUCUUCAGCCCCAGCGGAUUCGGUUUGCCGAUGCUGCGCCGUUGCUCAUUACAUCCACUGCAUCCGAAGCUGAUGUCAGGUCACGGCUGCCCAUUCAACAUCAGAACGAAGAUGUGAUUCUGCGCCUUCGCCCAAACAUCCACAUCGAUGUUCAGGGUCAACUCCCUGCCUAUGAUGAGGACAAUUGGGCUUCAUUGCUGGUCCGAUCCAAAUUGGACGAGGCCCAAGAAGUCUCUAUUAAAUGCAUCUUUCGUACGGUCCGUUGCCUCAGCUUGAAUGCUGACCCGGAAACCGGCGAGAUGAUCAAUAGGGAUCGCCAACUAUAUGGCCUUCUGGCAAAAGAUAGGAGAGUCAACGACAAGUUUCCACAUAAGCCCGUCUUUGGGCAGUACGCUUUCGCUGGUCCUUCUGGAGCAAUCCUUCGGACUGGAGACAAAGUACAAGUGAUGGAGAGAGUACAACGUGAUUAAUCACAAGAUCUGAUAAUUAGCCAGCAACAUCCAUUUUUUUUAUGGUUCUCAGACCAUGGAUUUCCAUAGUUCACUUUGAACCAAGAAGGAAGAUUUGGGAAUAAUGUGGGAAUUGAUUACAUAUAGAUUUCUAGCCUCGACGUUGAUAUGCACUUUGAUUUUAUAUGAAG